Messenger RNA from Amphimedon queenslandica, 1238 nucleotides. RefSeq names its product 3-ketoacyl-CoA thiolase, mitochondrial-like. The record is from RefSeq and is a predicted model, not a curated record. Gene Ontology annotation, molecular function: acetyl-CoA C-acetyltransferase activity. Gene Ontology annotation, cellular component: mitochondrion. NCBI's taxonomy places the organism in Eukaryota, Metazoa, Porifera, Demospongiae, Haplosclerida, Niphatidae. The transcript has 7 exons. Gene Ontology annotation, biological process: fatty acid beta-oxidation. The coding region runs from base 23 to 1225 and encodes 400 amino acids.
ACGCCCACUACUACUUUUCAAGAUGGCCGCUGCUUUGGUAAGAAGAGGUUCUUUCAUAGUUUCAGCCAAGAGGACACCGUUUGGUGCUUUUGGUGGUAAAAUGAAGGACAUAUCAGUUGUCGAACUAGCUGCAAUUGCUAACAGAGCAGCCAUAGAAGCAUCAGGGGCGCCUCCUGAGGCCAUUGAUUCAGUCAUAACUGGAAAUAUAUUACAGUCUUCUAUUGAUGCUGGUUAUAUAUCAAGACAUGCUGCACUCAAGGCUGGUGUACGUGAGUCAGUACCAGCUCUAACUAUCAACAGGUUGUGUGGAUCAGGUUUCCAGUCUGUCGUCAGCGCUGCACAAGAGAUUGAAGUUGGAUUGAGCCAGUGUGUUCUUGCUGGAGGAGCAGAAAAUAUGAGUCAAGCACCUCAUACACUCCGUGGUGCAAGAUGGGGGAUACCCUUAGGCAAAGAACCCAAGCUUGAGGAUACUUUGUGGGCUGGCCUAACUGAUUAUUAUUGCAAAAUGCCAAUGGGUAUAACGGCUGAGAAUUUAGCAGAGAAAUACAACAUAAGCAGAGAAGAAUGUGACCAAUUUGCACUGUCCAGUCAAGAAAGAUGGGCAAAUGCUAAUGCUGAAGGGUAUUUCAAUGCUGAGAUUGCUCCAGUUGAAGUGAAGGUAAAGAAAGGAAAGGAGAUGUUUUCUGUUGAUGAACAUCCUCGACAAACUACGAUAGAGAAACUCUCCUCUUUGCCACCUGUAUUUAAAGAAAACGGAACAGUUUCUGCUGGAAAUGCCUCCGGCAUUUGUGAUGGAGCCGGUUCUCUUGUUGUAGCUAGUGAGGAAACAAUUUCAAAGUAUAACUUGAAUCCAUUAGCUAGAGUUGUUGGGUAUGGUCUAACUGGUGUGGAUCCAACCAUAAUGGGGAUUGGACCAGUCAAUGCUGUACGUAGUCUGUUGUCAAUUGCUGGACUGACACUUAAUGAUAUUGAGCUAGUUGAAGUAAAUGAAGCUUUUGCUCCACAGACAUUAUCAGUCAUUAAAGAAUUAGGACUAGAGAAAGAGAGGACUAAUGUUAACGGAGGAGCUAUAGCAUUGGGUCAUCCAUUGGCUGCUUCAGGCUCACGUAUACUAGCUCAUCUUGUCCACGAGAUGAGGAGAAGAGGAGCCAAGUAUUCCAUUGGAUCUGCUUGCAUUGGAGGAGGACAAGGAAUAGCAGUACUACUGGAGAACACACAAAAAUAAUAUUAAUAAUAAU